AUGCGUACAAGCUGGGCGAUACGAAAACUGGAGAAUUUGACGCCAAUUCAUAUGCGUACGUCAUGUCCAGAAGGAAAAUGUUACGGGGUUUUAGCAGUUCGCCGGAUUAAUUUUUCACUUGGUCUUUUCCAUCUUCUUAUGGCGUUUUUGUUGACGGGAGCAUGUUCAACGAGAGAAAAGGCGUCAUUAUUGCAGAAUGGUUAUUGGAGUUUUAAGAUUAUUACAUGGGCAUUGAUUGUGAUGACGACAUUUUUCAUGAGUGAUACGUUUUUUAUUAUAUGGGGGAAUUAUGUAUCCCUUAUAGGAUCGAUUAUUUUUAUUCUUUUUGGGUUGUUUUUAUUGAUUGAUUUUGCUUAUUCAUGGGCGGAGAUUUGCUGUCAGAAAUAUGAAGCGACACAACGGAAUUUCUGGAAAAUAAAUCUUAUUGGAUCUACGUUUUUAAUGUAUUUCGCUACUGCCUUUCUUAUACUUGCUAUGUAUUUAUUUUUUGCGAGAUCUGGAUGUUCACUGAAUCAACUUAUUAUUUUUAUUAACAUUAUUUUCUUAUUUGUGAUUACCGUUAUAUCCAUUCAUCCGACCGUUCAAGAUUACAAUCCGCGGUCUGGACUUGCACAAUCUGCAAUGGUGUGUUUAUAUACAACGUAUCUUACGAUAUCUGCACUUUCCAAUGAACCCAAUGAUUCUACGGAUUCGGGUUCUCGUUGUAACCCUUUGGCUUUUCCCUCUGGCACAAAAACGAUCAAUACUGUUCUUGAUGCUAUAUUCACUUUUUUAGCAAUUGCUUAUAAUACAUCACGAGCUGCUGUUCAAGCAAAUUUUCUUUACUCAAAACAUGAUGAUUCAUAUUAUGAGCAAUUAGAGGAAUGCAGUUACGGUGACAACGCCGUACUUUCUCAACCUAUGUCCAAAACAGAAAUGAGACGAAAGAUUUUAAAAGCAUCAAUCGAAACAGGCUCUCUUCCUGCAUCUGCACUCGAUACUUCAGAUGAUGACUUACUUGACACUAUAUCUAAUGAUGAUAAUAGACAGGACGAUGUCCAGUAUAAUUAUUCCAUUUUUCAUUUAAUAUUUUUUCUUGCAACAUGUUAUACAACAUGUUUAUUAACUGGUUGGGGUACUUUAAAAACUUAUGGGGGUAAACACGGGGAGGAUGAAUCUUUUAUUGCUAUUGGGCAUAGUUAUUCUAUUGUAUGGUAUACAUCAUUAUUAUAUUGUAAAGAGAUAUUUAAUUUUUUAGGAUGA
Pneumocystis jirovecii RU7 is the source of this 1242-nucleotide messenger RNA. RefSeq lists its product as uncharacterized. The transcript is spliced from 8 exons. The coding region runs from base 1 to 1242 and encodes 413 amino acids. The record is from RefSeq and is a predicted model, not a curated record. NCBI's taxonomy places the organism in Eukaryota, Fungi, Ascomycota, Pneumocystomycetes, Pneumocystales, Pneumocystaceae. Gene Ontology annotation, cellular component: membrane.